AUACUUCAUCUAUUCCUGUCUUUCCUUCAUAUCUCUUCUACAGUCGAUCUCCUAGCUCUUGCAAUUCUUCCGCUGGUUUAUGUCCAUAUAUCCAGCAUAAUGUUAGAAGCGCAAUCGGAACGUUGCUCACUUUCCGUCUUCUUACAUCAAGGAUAACUCAGUGCACGAUUAGCUGCAUAUUAGACUGCUGAAAGCUGCCAUUGUGUUGGGCUCUCUUGCAUUCAGUAUUCUACCACCAUCAAGAUGUUUGCUACACCCCUGAUAGCUACCAGGAACGUACUCAGCUCUUCAGAGUUGUACUCCAGCCACAGACGCUCUUCGAGCAGUACUUCGAGUCAACUCUCGCGCACGUCUUCCAAUGCUUCAACUGCUUCAACUUCUGUAUCAACUUUUUCGACUGCCAGCACGCAAAAACGACAACGACAUUUCAGGACUUUCUCUUCAAAAAGUGCAGAAUCUCAAAGUACGUCGUUGGCAUUUGAGGCACACCCGCCAUAUGAGAAUCAGCCAUCAGCCACGCCAACCUACCCCGAUAGAUCCUGUACAGAUUUGUUGGUCCGUUGCAAGAGCGAAUUAUACAAUGUUAACCGCGCGGUUGUGUGCGGCCAUUCACAGUGGUUUACAAACGUAUGCGCUAGAGUGGCCACGACUGCAUCCAAAUGUGUAAUCGAUCUCAGUGCCGAUAACUCGGAUGCUGUUGCUGCAAUGAUGCAAUAUUGUUACCGACUCGAUUACGUGGACGGGCUUUCUUCUCCAAAGUCGGAUGCUCAUAGCUGCGCUUUGCAGUUACACGUCGAUGUGUACAUGCUAGCGCAGCGGUACAUUAUUCCGGGCAUGAUGAAACUUGCGUUGCGAAAGUUUGAGGCUCUUGCUACUACGACGCUGACCACGGAUAGCGAUGGAGAAGAUCUUUCCAAAGUGAUCUGCGGGAUGUAUGCGAAAACAUCAAGAGUAAGAGAUGACCAGCUCCGGCCUGUAAUUAUCAAACUGUGCGCAGAACAUAUUGAGAAGUUCGCAUGUGGGAACAGGCGGACAGCGGCAAGACUGUUUACCCUGAUGGGUGAGCUGCCGGAGUUCAGAUCAGAUAUUUUCGAGAAAGUAGCAGAGAGGUGGAAAUGA
This is a messenger RNA of Dothidotthia symphoricarpi CBS 119687, 1119 nucleotides long. RefSeq lists its product as uncharacterized. The record is from RefSeq and is a predicted model, not a curated record. NCBI's taxonomy places the organism in Eukaryota, Fungi, Ascomycota, Dothideomycetes, Pleosporales, Dothidotthiaceae. Gene Ontology annotation, molecular function: protein binding. The transcript is spliced from 3 exons. Bases 244 to 1119 code for a protein of 291 amino acids.